Messenger RNA from Dujonia railenensis, 2010 nucleotides. The record is from the annotation of a GenBank genome assembly. Lineage: Eukaryota; Fungi; Ascomycota; Pichiomycetes; Serinales; Debaryomycetaceae.
AUGGAACCAAGUCUUCCUCAAGGUGUUGGCUAUGGUAUAGUGAUUGGUAUGGGGGCAUUCUUUGCAGCCCUCUUGAAUGGUGUUACAUUUGUUCAAAAUAGAUUUACUAAGUACAACUCAAACAAGGUUGAUGAGUUCACGUCCGCUUCGAGAAACAUUCCAUUCGGGUUGAUGGUGUGUUCUAUUCUUUCAUCUUGGACUUGGAGUUUGACCUUGCUACAAUCUGCCACAGAGUCUUACUCUAUGGGAUUCUGCGGUUCAUAUUGGUAUGCUGUAGGUGGGUUACUACAAGUGUCGGUAUUUUCCAUUGUUGCUUCGAAAGUUAAACAAAAUGCAAAUUUAGUUACUACAUUCCCUGAAAUGAGUUAUUUCCGCCAUGGUACUCCAGGACAUUUGGCUUUCUUAUGGUGUGGAAUAGUUUGCAAUGCAAUCGUUUCUGCCUGUAUACUUUUAGGUGGUGCGGCUGUAGUCACUGCGAUAACCGGCAUGAACCCUUAUGCGGCUCUUAUGCUCAUACCUAUCGGGGUUGCAGUUUAUGUCUCGUUUGGUGGACUCAGAGCCACCUUCAUCUCAGAUGCAACCCAUACCUUGGUUUUGAUUAUCUUCAUUAUUGUUUUUGUAUUCGAAGUCUAUACCAGGGGCGAUAAAAUCGGGUCCCCUCAAAAAAUGUGGGAUUUAUUGCAGGAAUUAGAGCCGGUUGCAGAUAAUUAUCACGGUUCGUAUUUGACCUUUAGAUCGAGACAGGGUGCAAUUUUUGCAGUUCAGUCAAUUAUAACCGGAUUUGGGUUGGUGACGUGUGACCAAGCAUACUGGUCAAGAGCUAUAGCGUCUGAGCCUAAAAGGACUUCGCAAGCUUACUUCUUUGCAGCUGGAGCAUGGUUUGUAAUCCCAUUUGCAAUGGGUGCAAGUUUAGGAUUGGCUGCAAGAGCAUUAUCAAACUACUCAGAUUUCCCAGUAUUGCUGGCAGAUGAGGUCUCAGCUGGCUUGGUGAGUGUCGCUUCAGCAACCUACCUAAUGGGAAAGACUGGCUCCGCAAUGAUAUUGGUUAUGGUAUUUCUUUCAGUGACUUCGUCGUUUUCAGGUGAACUUAUUGCAACAUCAACUUUACUUUCCUACGAUGUCUACAAAAGGUACAUUAAGCCAAGUGCCUCACCUCAAGAAGUUGUUUUCGUUGCAAAGGUUUCAGUAUUUCUUUGGGCACUUUUUGCAGGAGGGCUUGCAUGUAUAUUCAAAGGGCCAGCAAAGAUUUCAAUGGGAUGGUUAUUCAAUUUCCUUGGAGUUGCUACUGCUUCUGGUGUAUUUCCAAUAGUGUUGACCUUCACUUGGAAGGAUUUGAACAAAUGGGGAGCUGUGGGUGGCUCAAUUGGAGGGAUGCUUUUAGCUUUAAUUGUAUGGUUGGUUACUUGUAAAGCCUAUAUAGGAGAGAUUAAUGUGACUAAUCUUUCUAAUCAGUGGGUAUCAUUUGCAGGAAAUGUAGCUGCGUUAAUUUUAGGAGGAAUUAUUUCAAUAGUAAUUUCUCUCAUAUGGCCUGCCGACUUUAAUUGGGAUAAAACAAGAAAUAGAACUAUAUUAAUUGACCAAAAAAUUGAUGACCAGCAAUUAACCUCAGCUCCAGAAUUUGAAGAUUCAGGUUUUAGCAAGAACGAGAUUGAUAAUGACCACUCCGAUCAGAAUAAGAUAGAUCCACAAGCCAUAUCUACCAGUAUUCUGGGGUCUUCUGAGUCUGAAGAUGACUCUAGCGAAAACUUAAAUGAAAUUGAUCAUGUAUACUUGGAGCAUCAAUUCAAGAAGUACACUAUUUUAGUACUUAUCGUGACUGCUAUUACUGCUUUCAUCUUACCUAUUGCCUUAGGUGCGUCACCGUAUGUGUUUUCUCCCAAAUUUUUCACUGCCUUUAUCUCUGUAAUCAUCAUUUGGCUUUUCUAUACAUUUGCACUAGUGAUUAUAUUGCCAAUUUGGGAAGCAAGGUUAGACAUUUGGAGAAUAACUAAAGCGAUAUUUGGUAAAUAG